This is a messenger RNA of Cuscuta campestris, 2024 nucleotides long. The record is from the annotation of a GenBank genome assembly. NCBI's taxonomy places the organism in Eukaryota, Viridiplantae, Streptophyta, Magnoliopsida, Solanales, Convolvulaceae.
GGGACGGAGGGAGUAACAAAAUACCCUUUCCGUCCCCAGAAAUACCUUAUUUUCUUUUUGGAAUGUCUCAAAAAAAGUCGCUUCUUUCCUUUUUUUUAUUGGAGAAUUUUGAGUGGCUCACAAUAUUUUUCUCUCAUGUGCAUCACUUUCAACCGUGUAUUUUCAAUUUUUCUUAAACUUUGUGCCAAGUCAAACCAAAAGCCUUUUUUUGAGACAUACGGAGUAUGAUUUAGACUAAUUAUUCUAGAAAAACAUGCACUCGUUUUAUAAUUUGAAAUUAUUUAACCUUAAUUUCAGAUUUCAUUGUUAUUGACGAUAUCAUCAAUUUUAGCAAAAAAAGCUAAAUAGUCUUAUAAUGUGAUUAAAAUAGUGCUCUUGACUGGUUGGGCCAAUUUGAAUGCAUGGGGGGUUUAUUUGAAAAGGAAAUGAUUGGAACUUUAUUGAAUGGGGCACAAUGUUGAAAUUGGGGGAUCAUUUUGUUGUGUUAUCGUUAUUUUGAUGAGGAAUACUCGUACUUGGUGUUUUCUUAUCAUUGAGAAUCUAGACAUUAGUCCAUAGGAAGGUGUUUUGGCAAUGCUUAGGGUCCAAAAAAUGCAUCUAGUGUAUUAGAGUGAUAAAGUUAGUAUAUGAUGGAGCCAAGACUAGUGAGGUUGGUGUUAUGUGGCUCAAUUCCUCUUACGGUUGGGAUAGAGAUUGAGCCAGUUCAAUCUUUUUCUAAUUUUUAUUGUAGUUGGUUGCAUUAAUGGUCAAUGUCUUUCUAUUUGUUGUGUUGAUAUAUAAAUUGUAGGAUAUCCUUGGAGAUAUACCUUGGUGGAUGUACUUGCUAAUGUUGGUUUUAAAGAUUGCCUAAAUAAAUGAGCAUCACAUUAGAAGUUUGGAAGUAAAAUUAGGUGUCUAAUGAUUAAGAAUGAAUGGAACUAGGAGAGGAAGAGAUACUACCUUGAACAUGUCAUUUGAGAUUGUGGAGAGAGUAGCAAACCAAGGCUAACAAGAUUAUUUAGAUAGCACAUAUCAUAGUGGUUGGAUGGAAUGAAAGUUGCGUGCUGAAGGAACAUGUCACAUAGAUUGGAACUUAAGUUUUAGGCCACUUGUGCAGUAUGUGAUAGUGUUGGACUGCUAAGAGCCUCCACGUGCAAAUGUUUGCAGGAGUGACCAAACAAUGUGAUGUUAGGUUCCAUGCUGGAUAAGAUGUAUGGUGUUGGAUUGAAGUGUUUUGAUAAAGAGUAAAAAUUGAGCACUAAUGUUAAUGAGAGGAGGUCAAAAAUAUAGAAUAUGAGGGUGAGGGCAUUUGAGAGGAGCCCUAAUUAGACAUGUACAAUACUUUUGUAGCUCACCAGUCAUAUUUAGCACAUGAUCGUAGAUUAGUCAUUGGUAGUCAAAGAUUAGAAUUGCUUGUACUUUGUUAGAUGUGAUUGUUUUGUGGGUAGGGAUUUCAACGGGUUGAUUUUGGAUCAAGUGAAACUUCACCUUCAUUCAUCCAUUCACUUUGUAUCCAUUGAUCAUCCACAAAUGAGUAGGAGAUGGUUGGAAUAUUUUCCAACGGUAGUGGGCUUGGCGGGGCUCUUGACGGUGGUGGGGUUUGUGUUGGUAGUGGGGAUGAGGGCGUUGGUGAGUCUAGCAGGAGUGGUGGGGGCUAGCAAAGAUGGUGGGGCUGGUAGUGGGAAGGGCAAGGGAGGAGAGGGUAAAUUAGAAAUUCAAAGGCCUAUUUUGUGAAGGGAGUAAUAUUUAUCAAAUACUCCUGUUUCAUACACUUCUCUUUUCUUUUUUUCUUUCCCACAAAGUCCUUCCCAUUUACAUUAAAAAGUCUUUUUGAUCUCUACUAAUUCUUAUCCUCUACCUAUCACAUAAUAUAUCCACACUCCUCUCUCUCUUCAAUUACACUUCCUCCCUCCCAUCGUACUCAUUCCCGAACACGUCACUGAGUUUAAAGCUCUAAACUCAAUACUAAAACAAUCACUCAUCUCUUAAUUCUUCAUCUUCCUCGUGGAACCUAAAAUUGAAACCAAUAAUCUUCAUAGAUGAGU